Messenger RNA from Spinacia oleracea (spinach), 2755 nucleotides. Its product is annotated as pentatricopeptide repeat-containing protein At2g37230. Gene Ontology annotation, molecular function: protein binding. The record is from RefSeq and is a predicted model, not a curated record. Lineage: Eukaryota; Viridiplantae; Streptophyta; Magnoliopsida; Caryophyllales; Amaranthaceae. Bases 172 to 2493 code for a protein of 773 amino acids. The transcript has a single exon.
CACCAUCUCAAACAAACCCUAACCAGACUCAAACGCAAACUCAAACUCAAACUCAACUCAUACGCCUGAAAAUGGCUAAAUCACUGUGAUUUCUCAAGAAGCUCGAAACUUUCUGUCACCCAGUCAAUCAUUUACCCACAUUUCCUCUAAUUUAUCAGCUAAUCUGGAAAAAUGGCAAACAUUUCUUGCUCAAAGCUGCAAAAUCUGAGAUCAUCAUCUAGGGUUUAUCCUGGGUUUUACGGGAUCUCAAGCAAAACCCCAUUAAAUCUCAUCAAGCAAUUCUGUUCAACAACUUCGAUUGAUGACCCAUUACCAGAAUCUCCCACCUCCAUUGAUCCACUCCAAGAGAAAAGCAAUGAUGCUGCGAAACAGGAAGGUGGUCGAUUGGUUGAAGGAGGAACAGAGCUUGCUCUGAAUCAGAGGGUUCCAAGAGGUAAGAAUCAAACCCCAGAAAAAGUAGAGGAUAUAAUUGCUAGAAUGAUGGCUAAUAGAGCUUGGACAACCCGUUUACAGAACUCAAUUCGUAAUUUAGUUCCCCAAUUUGAUCAAUCUCUUGUUCUGAGUGUGCUGGAUAGUUCCCGGAAAACGGACCACGCGCUCCAGUUUUUCCGGUGGGUCGAACGGUCGGGUUUAUUUAAGCAUGAUAGAGAGACCCAUAUGAAAAUCAUUGUUAGAUUAGGGCGUUCAUUGAAGCUAAAUCAUGCCCGGGAAAUCCUGAUGGAUAUGCCCAAAAAGGGUUUGCAAUUUGAUGAAGACAUGUUUGUUGUUUUGAUUGAAAGUUAUGGUAAGAAUGAGAUUGUUCAGGAAUCAGUGAAGAUUUUUCAGCAAAUGAAGGAAUUAGGUGUGGAGAGAACUGGGAAGUCUUAUGAUACUUUGUUUAAGGUUAUAUUGCGGCGAGGGAGGUAUAUGAUGGCGAAAAGGUACUAUAAUAAGAUGUUGGAGGAGGGAAUUGCACCUACUAAACAUACAUUUAACAUCCUUUUGUGGGGUUUCUUUCUGUGUCAAAGAGCCGAAACUGCGAAUAGGUUUUACGAGGAUAUGAUUAGUCGGGGUAUUAUGCCGGAUGUGGUUACUUAUAAUACAAUGAUUAAUGGGUUUUAUAGGUUGAAGAAAGUGGAGGAAGCGGAGAAGUUUUUCGUGGAGAUGAAGGGGAAGAAUAUAGCUCCUACUGUUAUUAGCUAUACUACUAUGAUUAAAGGUUAUGUUUUGGCAGAGAAGGUUGAUGAUGCAUUUAGGAUGUUUGAGGAGAUGAAGGAGUUUGGUAUUAAGCCGAAUUCUGUUACAUAUUCGACUCUUUUGCCUGGACUUUGUGAUGCCAUGAAAGCUUCUGAAGCUCAAGCUGUGUUGAGGGAGAUGGUGGAGAGACGUGCUGCUCCGAGGGAUCCGAAGGAUAAUUCAAUCUUUGUGAAGUUAUUGAAUUGUCAGUGUAAGUCAGGUAACUUGGAUGCUGCUGCAGAUGUACUUAAAGGAAUGGUGAGUUUGAGCAUCCCAACUGAAGCUGGACAUUAUGGGAUCUUAAUCGAAACUUUCUGUAAGGCUAAGGCGUAUGAUAGGGCGGUGAAAUUAUUGGAUAAGCUUAUUGAGAAAGAUAUAAUUUUGAGUCCUCAAAGUAGUAUGGAUAUGGAGCCAACUUCUUAUAAUGCAAUUAUUGAAUAUCUCUGCAACAAUGGUGGCACUCAAAAAGCUGAAACCCUAUUCAGGCAGCUGAUGAAGAAGGGUGUCCAGGAUCCUGUUGCUUUCAAUAAUUUGAUCCGUGGGCAUUCAAAAGAGAACAACCCUGAAUCGGCCUUUGAAUUGUUGAAUAUCAUGAUUAGGAGAGGGGUGAAAUCAACAGCGGAUGCUUACAAGUUACUCAUCCAUAGUUUCUUGGAGAAGAGCGAACCAGCUGAUGCGAAAAUUGUUCUUGAUAGUAUGAUCGCGAAUGACCACUUGCCUGAUUCAGCGGUUUUCAGGGCAGUUAUGGAGGGUCUUUAUAACGCUGAAAGGGUUCAAACAGCUAGCCGUGUUAUGAAGGUAAUGUUGGAGAAGGGUGUGACAGAAAACAUGGAUUUGAGUGCAAAGAUUUUGGAGGCUCUGUUCAUGAGAGGUCAUGUUGAGGAAGCACUUGGAAGAAUUGAGUUACUAAUGCAAAGUGGGUGUUCACCAGAUAUUGAUAAUCUUUUAUCUGUUCUCAGUGAUAAGGGGAAGACAAUCGCUGCUCUGAAACUUCUAGAUUAUUCUUUGGAGAGAGAUUUCACGUUGGAGUUUUCGAGCUAUGACAAGGUGUUGGAUGCCCUUUUAAGUGCUGGCAAGACUCUUAAUGCAUACUCAAUAUUGUGCAAAAUAUCACUAAAAGGUGGAGUGACUGAGAGGAACAACAACUACGAGAGUCUAAUCAAGACCCUGAACGAAGAGGGAAACACAAAGCAAGCUGAUACUUUGUCAAGAUUGCUGACUGGUGAUAAAAUUCUCAGCACUAAGAAAGGCAAGAAGCAAGAGUUAGUAGCUUCUUGAUUUUUUAGGUCAUUGAGUUAAUAGGUUUAAUAUCAGUGUUUUGGUUUUUGUAGUAAUGUCCAUUUACAAUACCAUCUUGCAGUUUUGUUAUAUGCUUGCUGGAUUUGGUCUUUUAUAUAAAGAGCCAUUCUUUAUGUUUCAAGUCCGGAUAAAUAAUUGAGGACUACAAGUUACUGUUUUAUUCCCUUUCGCGUUGAUUCAGGGUUUUGAAUUCUUGUUUCGAGGUAUCAACAAUAUCAAGCCACAUUUGGCUUUUCCUUUU